GUUGAUUUCCAUCUUCUUCUAUUUCACAUUCUCUUCAAGUUUUCGAGCUAUGUGUGUCUAUUAACUUCGAGUGAUUUAGUGAUUACCAGUUGAUUUUCGUGCAAAAUCAAUUGAAGGGUUGUUUUAUCCUGGGGACGACGGGGCAACAAUCUGUUUGCACAAUUCAGAGUAGAGCCGCAAAACGUAUUAAAGAGAGCGUGUUCCGCGACUCAGUCGUAUACUAAUCUUUUUCUAUUUUGCAGCUUUUACUUCCUCAACCAAUUCAUCUUGUUAUUCCUGUUCUGCCUUUGUCGUACCAGUUGCUGAAUCUGAACGUAUUGUAUACCGAAGUGCGACAACAUAAAUAUAGUAGAAUCAGAAACAGGAAGUCGGCAAAUGGAAGCACAGAUGAGUACGACGGUGACACCGUCUCUUGGUGGUGGCAGCAAUCGCAUAGUGGCAGUUAACAUCACAACUCCGACCAACGCCGUUAAUCUACAGAAUCACCAAGAAGAAAAAAACACCACCCAUCAGAAACCUGGAUGGAGAAAGUUUGUAUCACAUGUUGGACCUGGCUUUCUCGUCUCAUUAGCUUACCUUGAUCCUGGCAACCUGGAAACGGACUUGCAGGCGGGAGCUAAUCACGGGUUCGAGCUUCUAUGGGUGGUGCUUAUCGGAUUAAUAUUUGCGCUCAUAAUCCAAUCCCUUGCUGCAAAUCUUGGCGUAAGCACCGGAAAACAUCUAUCGGAAGUGUGCAAAGCCGAAUAUCCAAUAUUUGUGAAGUAUUGUCUUUGGUUGUUAGCUGAAGUUGCUGUAAUAGCAGCCGAUAUUCCAGAAGUGAUAGGAACGGCCUUCGCUCUGAAUAUUCUAUUCCAUAUUCCUGUUUGGGCAGGAGUACUCCUCACUGGUUUAAGUACCCUUUUGCUUCUUGGUCUCCAAAGAUAUGGGGCAAGGAAGCUAGAAUUGUUGAUAGCAAUAUUAGUGUUCGUAAUGGCGGCGUGUUUCUUUGGAGAAAUGAGCUACGUGAAGCCUCCAGCGAGCGGUGUUUUGAAAGGAAUGUUUGUUCCAAAGCUCAAAGGCGAAGGAGCCACCGCCGACGCCAUUGCUCUUCUGGGCGCCCUCGUUAUGCCGCAUAACCUGUUUCUUCAUUCCGCUCUUGUGCUUUCAAGGAAAGUCCCCAAUUCCGUCCGCGGUAUCAACGACGCUUGUAGGUACUUCCUAAUAGAGAGCGGAAUUGCAUUGUUCAUAGCAUUUUUAAUAAACGUCGCCGUUGUUUCUGUUUCCGGCACCGUCUGUACUGUCGGAAAUGUCGCCCAAACUACCGCCGAUCAAUGCUCCGACAUAACUCUCAACUCCGCCUCCUUCCUCCUCCAGAAUGUAUUGGGAAAAUCAAGCUCCACUAUUUACGCCAUAGCGCUAUUUGCAUCGGGACAGAGCUCUAGCAUCACUGGCACUUAUGCCGGUCAGUUCAUUAUGCAGGGAUUUUUGGACUUGAAAAUGAAAACAUGGGCAAGAAAUCUAAUGACAAGGUCCAUUGCAAUAACGCCAAGUCUUAUCGUAUCCAUCAUCGGCGGUCCUCAAGGAGCUGGCCGUCUCAUCAUUAUUGCAUCGAUGAUCCUUUCCUUCGAGCUUCCGUUUGCUCUAAUUCCACUACUCAAAUUCAGUAGUAGCAGCACCAAGAUGGGCCCCCACAAGAACUCCAUAUACAUCAUUGUAAUCUCAUGGAUAUUGGGCCUCGCAAUCAUCGGCAUCAACAUCUAUUAUCUCAGUACGGCCUUCGUGGACUGGCUAAUUCACAAUAAUUUACACAAAGUUGCAAAUGUUUUCAUCGGGAUCGCUGUGUUUCCCUUAAUGGCUGCCUACAUUGGUGCCGUUAUUUACCUAAUGUUUCGAAAAGACAGGGUCGUCACUUACAUUGAACCCGAGAAGGAUGAUGCUAUGGCCCAAGCCCAUUUGGAAACUGGGCUUAAUAAUUCUUUUGGGCCUCGUGACGUCACUCCAGUGCCUUUCAGAGAGGAUUUGGCCCAUAUUCAACUACCAGAGUAGAAGACUUGAUACCCUAAUAUGGGCAUGUAUUCAUCUCUGGGCUGAUGGGCUUUAGUGCCGUCAUGGCCCACUGUUUUUUUAUUUGCUUGUGCGUGCAUCUACUUUCAAAAUCUUUCGAUGAUGUAUCAUUAAAAGUGCCGUCAACAAAUUAUUAAUUUUGUUACUAUUAAAGAUUCA
Molecule: messenger RNA, 2202 nt
Organism: Cucumis melo (muskmelon)
Lineage: Eukaryota; Viridiplantae; Streptophyta; Magnoliopsida; Cucurbitales; Cucurbitaceae
Product: metal transporter Nramp5-like
Exons: 14
Coding region: 376-2025 (549 amino acids)
Biological process (GO): metal ion transport
Cellular component (GO): membrane
Molecular function (GO): manganese ion transmembrane transporter activity; cadmium ion transmembrane transporter activity
Source: RefSeq, a predicted model, not a curated record